AUGUCCGGUAUUUAUACGCACAAGAUUUACCGGAUCAAGUCAAAAGUACCAGCCACUAGCAGAAAAGUACUACCGGAUGGGGCAUUCAUUCUCCAUGAAAAAUGCUGGAAUGCAUAUCCAUACUGCAAAACUAUCAUCACCAAUCCCGAUUACAUGGGCGAGAACUUUCACAUCAAAAUCGAGUCAACACACAUAAAUGACCACGGCGAAACGGAAAACGCAUUAAAUCUAAAGGGUGACCUGAAAGAUCGUGAAGUGAUAAUUAUAGACAUUUAUGAUGACAAAUAUCUUAAAGAAUCUGACAUAACCGUUGAAAAUGACGUACGCAAGUUCAAAUCGAAGAAAACCAAUCGUGGCCCGCUUGUAAAGGAUUGGUAUAAGAACACGGAACCGGUGAUGUGCUGCUACAAAGUAGAAAUUUUGCCAUCGCAUGUAAAUUAA
Molecule: messenger RNA, 441 nt
Organism: Gongylonema pulchrum
Lineage: Eukaryota; Metazoa; Nematoda; Chromadorea; Rhabditida; Gongylonematidae
Source: the annotation of a GenBank genome assembly